This is a messenger RNA of Galleria mellonella (greater wax moth), 5778 nucleotides long. RefSeq names its product E3 ubiquitin-protein ligase TRIM9 (gene Trim9). Lineage: Eukaryota; Metazoa; Arthropoda; Insecta; Lepidoptera; Pyralidae. The transcript is spliced from 9 exons. The record is from RefSeq and is a predicted model, not a curated record. Gene Ontology annotation, molecular function: zinc ion binding; protein binding. The coding region runs from base 183 to 2207 and encodes 674 amino acids.
CUGAGUUUAAUAUAAUCUGUCCGUGUUAGUUGUAUUCAGUUCUUUUUAUUAUUGAAUGUUUAACUUUUUAUAAAUAUUUUUAUUUUCAUACUCGUUUUAUUCAAAAAACGUUUUUAUAUUGAAACAUGCGAUGUAAUUCACUUAUGUGUAAAUGUCAUAUAUGUUUUCUUAAAUAACGCAAAAUGGAAGAAGAGUUACGGUGUUAUAUUUGCAAAGAAUUCUACAGAGAACCUGUAUUAUUACCUUGUGGUCAUGCUUUAUGUCGUGCCUGCGCUGUAAACUUGCAAUGUCAUGUGCACGAGGUAGACAAUUCUACUGCUUCGAGUGAUUACCAGGAAGCUGACAAAGCAUCCGUUUCCAGUGAAACUGACAGCGGUGUAGUAUGUGGAUCAAGGCCUAAUAGUUACGCGGGAACGCCAGCCGCGCCUGCAUAUCCAGCUCCAUCAUUUACUUUAACUUGUCCAUUGUGUAAUAAACAAGUAUGUUUAGACGAAAAUGGAGCCGAAGGUCUUCCACCAUUCCGUGUUAUGCGGACUAUUGUGGAACGUUUUGGUGGAGUCACUGGUGCACCACCUGCUGAAGAAGCAUGUCAAAUGUGUGAAGGAGAGAGGCGAGCAGCCAUAGUACGCUGUGAACAAUGUUCUGUGAGGUAUUGUGCUGGAUGCCGUGAUGCUUGGCAUCCAACACGUGGUCCUCUAGCCCAGCAUGAGUUAAGAACUCUCGGAACUAUAUGCCUUGACCAUGGAUCUUCACCGGUCCUCUAUUGUAAUACAUGCUUAGUGCCAAUCUGUCAAUGUUGCCUCACUGAAAAACAUUCAACACAUGAAACCCAACCAUUGUCGAGUGCAGCCAGAGCCCAUAAGACUGAACUUUCACAAUCACUGCAACAGCUUUCUGAGCAAGCCAAAGCAAUGACUGAAUAUAUACAACUAGUCAAAGGUUCAGGGGACAAAAUUAAUGAGUCCUCUGAAGAGUUAGAGCAACAAAUAGAUCAAGCUUGUAGUGAAGUGAUCCAUGCUGUUGAAAUAAGAAGAGAUGAGCUAUUACGCGCAGCAAGAAAUACUCGAUCUCAAACUGUUGCUAAUAUGCGUAUGUUAACAUCACAAGCAGCGCAGAAGCUCCGAGAGGCCACAGCAUUAUUGCACUUUUCCAUAGAAGCACUCAAAGAAACUGAUCAUGCAGCAUUUUUGCAGGUGGGGAAUAUACUUUCGGUGCGAGCUCAGGAAACUGCGUCGAAGCUGUGCUCCGUGGAGCCGCCGCCGGCGCCGCCCGCCCUCACGCUUGACACCGAGCCCGUACUGCGCACUGUCCGCACCAUGAACUUCAUUGAAUGCAUUCCGCCGGGCGCGCCGUCGCUGGCGGUGGAGGCGUGCGUGGCGCGCGGCUGCUCGUGCACGCUGGCGUGGCGGCCGCCCGCGCCGCCCGCGCGCGCCGCCGUGCGCGGCUACGUGCUGGAGCUCGACGACGGGCUCGGCGGACCGUUCCGGGAGGUGUAUUGUGGUAGGGAGACAGUAUGCACAAUUGAUGGACUUCACUACGCGUCUCUGUACAGCGCACGAGUCAAAGCAUUUAACGGGGCUGGAGAAGGGCCUUAUAGCGAAGUUAUCGGCUUACAAACUUCACCUGUGGCGUGGUUCACGUGGGACGCGCGAUGCGGGUCGACAGCGGGCGCGGGCGCGGCAGCGGGCGCGGCAGGGGGCGCGGGCGAGUGCGGGUUGUCGCUGAGCGCGGACGGUCUGAGCGCGCGCGCCGCCGGCUGGCAGCCGCGGGUCGCGCUCGCCGACCAGCCGCUCGCGCGCGGCCUGCACUACUGGCGGCUGCGGCUCGACCACUACGACGGCGACGCGGACCCCGCCUUCGGCGUUGCGAGGGCUGACGUCGCCAGAGACAAGAUGCUCGGCAGCGACGCGCUCGGGUGGGCGAUGUACAUCGAUGGGUCGCGGUCGUGGUUCGUGCACGGCGGCGCGCACGGCGGCCGCGCGGCGGGCGGCGUGGCGGCCGGCUGCACCGUCGGCGUGCUGCUCGACCUCACGCGCGGCACGCUGCGCUUCACGGUCGACGACCGGCCGCAGGGCGAGGUGGCGUUCACAGGCCUACGUGGUGCGUUCUACCCGGCAGUGUCGCUUAACCGUGGAGUGGCUGUCACGCUGCAGCCCGGAGUGCCACCGCCGCCCGAACUGCUACUUUCUCAACUCUCCAUAGAUUAAUUCCUCAACUUUGAGUUAUCUCACCUUACUUUCGCCCCACUACUCCACCUUCUCACGACUAUUACAAACACACGACACUUAAGUACUAAAAGUGGAGUUAGACGAAACGAUCAUAGUAACCUGUACUUUAAUUAUUCUAAUUUAUCUUUAAUAUAAAUUUAGAGUCUUUUAUUGCUCGAUCACUUUUAUAAUUUUGUAUGUUAUUCUUGCAUUAUUCUUUUAAUGUAACUAUCAGUUCCAACCUGGACAAUUGUUCCUUUUAAAGGAAAUUUAAUGCAUCUUGAGUCUUGUUUUUAAUUAUGACAUCUGUCAUGAAGGGCUGCAAUGCUUACUGAAAAAUGAUAUUACCCUUGUUGGAAAUCAUGGUCUAACUCUGCCUUUAAAUAGGUUUCAUGAAAAAAUCUUACAAAUAAAAAUGUAUUAUUAUUAUGUUUUAUUUGCAGCAUUGUUUAAUUUUUUAAUAUUUGGGUUUAUUAUAUAAUCCGUUAAAUCUUAAUAUAUAUCUGUGUGUAUAUAAAUAUUAAAUCAUCGCCAAGUACAAAUUCUUUAUAUCCAUUGCAACUGAAAGAAAUUCUUUCAUUAAAUUUACUAUGUUGUACUCCCGUAAUACGAAAUAUUCAAUGGAUUAUAUUUUAAUGAAAUAUAUAUGUAUAUUGUACAAACAAUUGUAAACAUGAUAAAGUACUUAACUAUGUUCUCUAAUCUAUCAUAUUCCUUACAUAUUUAUAAGUAAAAGCAUACGAAUACACGACAUAUUGUUAAGUGUAUUUAAUGUGUAAUUAAUUUUGAAUACACACGAUGUAUUUAUACUUAAGUAUGUAUUUCAGCAUGAUGAAACAUUCAUGACAAUAACUUGUAGGCACAAUGUCAGUUAUUCCAAGUAAUAUAUAAAGUAUAAAAUACCUAUAAAACAUACACUAUAAGAUUAUACUAUAUAUAAUUACUGUGCAUCGAAUAUAUAAAAGCUGCAGUUCUAGCCGCCCACUAGAUCUAAGAAUUCAUCUACGGAAAUAUUAAUAUAAAAAAUUAGGUAGAUUAAAAAAAUAUUUUUUGUGUGACAACAUUGUAUCUCGUGACUCUAAAGUCAUGUUAAUUAUUUAUUGAUUUUAUCAUAAUUUAAUUAAGUAAUAAUAAGUAUCAAUUUCGUAUAAAUAGAAAUUGAAAUUUAAUGAUGAUAAUAAAGACAACUUGGUCUUUAUUAUUAAUAUAUUAGCCAUACUUCGAUUACGAUGAUUAUGUUAGUAGUUAGUAAUAUUUAAUAUUAUUAUGUCACUGCCAUUUACUUGCGUACUAUAUAACUAGUAUAACGGGACCUGAAAUGAGUUGAAUAUUCCAUUACCCACCAAUAUGCGCAUGCCUAUUUUUUAAAUAUUAUUUUUAUAUGCAUGAAUAAGAUAAUCAACCCGUAACUAACUUAUUACAAAAAUACUUUUAAAUUAUUAUUUCAAUACAAAGAUAUAGAACUUGUAUUUCUAAAUUUUGCAACACACUUGCAAUUUCUCUGAUGUUGGGGGUGCCUAUGUGCGACGGUAAUCACUUACCGUCAGGUGAGCCGCAUGCUCGUUUGCCCACUAUCUUAUAAAAAACAUUAAAAUUAGUCAAAUUUUAAUCAACCAUUGUCAUAUGGGGUUAUACCUUUAGUUUUUCUCCGUAUCUGAAAGUAUUACACAUAUUAAACCGUAUUAGCUUUACCCAAAUUUAAUAAGACGAAUAGUAAUAAUAUUUUCAUUACGAAGAAUUACUCAAGCACAUGUUAUAAUUGUAUUAAUAGUAAUUUAUCUUCAUCAGUUUCGGGACCAUCCUGAACCCUUAAUCAUGAAAAUACACGUAAAUCAAUACAGUUAUUUUUACAUUUAAAAGGUCGUAUCAUUAUUAGAAAAUAAUAUUAGAACAAAUAUCAGCCUCAUUUUGUUACAAAAACAUAUGAAAGAAAUAAGGAUGAUCAUUAAUCAUUAGCAUAUUUAAGAUUAUUUCCCAGGGAGGAGAAGCCAGUCUCUUUAUUGUAAUGUGGGCAAACCCCCCCCCCCCCCCCCUCGAAAUACGCCUAUGUAUCUAUUUGCCGUGAAUAUGGCUUACAGUAGAAAAUCUAAAAUUAAUAUUAACAAACCUAUUUUAUUCAUACCAUUAUAUAAAAUAUAGUUUUGACGAUUACUUCUAAAAUUUGUUCACCAUCACAAGUUGUAAUCAACAAAUGUGUACUUAAAAUAUAAUAUUCCUACUAAUACCUAUUGAAUUGGUACUUAAAAAAUAAACUUAUAUACUUAAUAUAUAUUUAUAUACGUUUAAUAAACGUUACAUUAUUCAAUAACUAGUCAUUUUGGCUUAUAAAAAAAUAUUACUUUCUUGACAAUUGCGGCCACAUUUUUUUUUUUUUCAUAUAUAAGUACUUCAUUUUAAUAUAUUAUUAUAGUAUGAGUAGAAAUAUGAACACUGGAUUUUUAUGGGUCAUCGUGAUCAUUGUUAUCUUCACGCCUGCCCACUGAGAUGAACAAUCUCUAUCUAAUCAUUUUAUAGAAUUACUUAGUGAUAAGUUAACUUAUACCCUAAUUUUGUCGUUUUAUUUUUGUAGUAUUUUGUUUAUUUUACAGAAAUUAAGUAGGGGGUUGAUUUUGAAGCACUGCUCUUUAUAUAUCUUUAAAAAUGAAAAUUGAUGCUUUACCCGAAAGUAUGUUAUAUUAUGGACACCGAGAUAUAAAUUUAAUGUGCAUUGUCCAUAAUAUGGGUAGCCCUUUUAUUAAACUGUAAUAUAUUUUUUAAAAUGUAUAGCAUUUCAGAAUCAACUUCAUUAUCUAUUUAAUGGUAUGAAAUUACCUUAUUUUUUUGUACGGAGUGUUCUAGUUGAAGAAUUGCUCUAGAGAUUUUGUCAUAUUGAUGAUGAUGAUUUACUUAUUAAAAUAUUUUUAUGGCCCAUAACAUAUCAUGCAGCUUCUUUGCACUUAGCACAAGUAAUGAAUAAUUUAAGUGGAUUACAUCAAGUGGAUUGAAACAAAUAGUCAUCUAGGUAUUUUUUUGUUUGUGUUAUGUCUAUAAAAAAAACUACAGCCAUUUGUAUAUCCAUUUUUAUAGAGGAAUGUUGAUUAUCUUUUUGCUUAGUCUCACAUUCGCUUAAGAAUCGCAUUUUGAUUAGACACUUAAGUGCUCUGUUGAAAUUCUUUAACAUCGCGUAACUAUCAAUAAACUAUUAUCCCUGACAAACAUUAUUAUCCUUGCAGCUCGACUCUGAAAUAGUAGCAGACGACAUUCUGGUAAUCAUGACUGAAAGUAAAUUAGCAUUUACUUGUCUGUAAUUAUUUCUUUAUUGUUAUUUACAAGCUAAUUAAUCUUGCGAUAUGGUAUCUUAUUCUAAGCAUAAAAAAUAUCAUCAGCUGGUGUAUUAUUUUAAAAUAUUAUUUAUUCGCCACUUGCACCUAUUCAUUAAUUUAUUCCUUUAAUAAAAUAUAUCUGGCAUAUGUACUUAUAAAAUCGAAGAACGUAAUUGGAUAAUGUUACUAAUAUUGAUUUAAAAUUUUCUUGAUUAUUGACUGAUUUAUAACAUUAAAUACAUGCAUUAAUAAAAUGGCGUUUUAAAUUA